AUUUCAGUUGUCACUUGGCGAGCAAAAAAACAAAAUCACCGUUCAGUUGUCACAAAUGUAGCCCGUGCGAUAAAUCGACCAAAAACAAAAGACUAACAGUGACCGUCGAAAAAAAGUGAACUAUAGCUUAUAGGAAUAAAGUUUUUUAUGCAUGUUUGCCUUCAUCAAUGCCUUAUUUUUGUACAUCUACAACAAUAUAAGACCUCAAGGAAAUCACAGUGUUAAAUUUAUUGAUUUGCACGACAUAUCACGGCUUUUAGGCUUUGGAAAAUGAUUUUUUUUCGUACGUAAUUAAAGUAGCAAUAAAAUUAAUAAAAUGGCUUUCUAAAAAUAAUGUGAUAUUUAUAAUAAUAAUACUCCAUAUCGAAGCGACAACGAUUGGUGUACAUUUUUUUACGAUAAAUUAUGUGUUUGUGAUUGGUUGGUACAUUUCAACGAAAAAAAAGUGAUAUGCCCGUAAGAAGAGGCCACGUUGCCCCUAGAACUACCCUUAUUGAAACCAUCAUACGUAAAUUUGAUACAGACAAUCGCUCCUUCUUGGUGGCAAAUAGUCGUGAGGGACAAUGUCACGUGAUCUACUGUUCAGACGGCUUCUGCCGUCUAACCGGAUAUUCCAGGGCGGAAGUGAUGCAAAGGCCUGCCUCGUGCGAAUUUUUGUGCGGAACUUUGACGUCUCAGCAGGCGGUGGCCAGUCUAAGAGAAGCUCUAAGGGAAAACGUGGAAAAGCACGCGGAAAUUUUGUAUUACAGAAAAGACGGCUCAAAAUUCCUUUGUUCGGAAGUGAUAGCGCCCAUAAGAUCGGAAGUCGAUGAUAUAUGUUUGAUAAUCAUUAAUUUCGAGGAUUUAACAACGCUACCGACGGCAUCGCUGGACGGCAGCCCUGUUGCCAAACCUAACCGUCUCAGUAAAUUUGACAGGGCUAGAAACUCGUUCAGACAAAGUUUGAGGUUAGGAUCGAAUCUGAGAGGUCGCGGUCUUCGUCUGGCCGGUUAUUUGACGCCGCCAAGCGACGUGACAGCGGCCGAAGAAGAAGACGACACUUUGGAGCAAUGCCCGUUGACCAUAACGCCCAUCCUGGAUCAGACGUGGGUGUCGAGGGGGGACCCGGGGGCCCAAACGACGGCCAUAGGCUACGCCACGGCCCCCCAAAAGGAGUACACGGCUUUGACGGUGUCACAUAGCGCGCCUGCCUCGCACCAGGCCUCCUUCGAAAGGGGGGAAAGCGUGGAAAGGGCCGUCAGACAGCCCUUGUUGAAUAAUUGUAACAGGUACCAUUCCACUUCGAACAAAGUCUCUCACGCCACCAGUCUGGACGCCAUCGCGAGGCGACAGUGUUUCCGAACCGGCCUUCCCUCAGUCACUCAAAUUCAAAAAACGCCUCUUUCUAAACAAUUUCCCAAUGUUUCAUCAGAAAGUGACUUGCAACGGUAUCGCACCGCUCAGCAUUCCAACGAUAGGAAAAGUCCGAGCCUCUCCAACCCGACCACGGACAGUUUAAGGCAAAAAGUCUGCCCUCAAUUUUCGUUCCAAGACAAUGGUUCCAAGUAUUUUCAAAGUGGAAUACACACGCCUAAAAAUGGGGGAAAAGGUGGCACAAGUUCUUUCUCUGGGUGCCGAUGUCAUCCCGGAUUACAAGCUUCAAAAUCCCAGGAUACAUAACUGGACCAUACUCCACUACAGCCCUUUUAAGGCUGUGUGGGAUUGGAUAAUACUUAUUCUCGUUAUGUACACGGCUAUAUUUACUCCCUAUGUAGCAGCAUUUUUGCUGAGUGAGCCGGAUCAGAAGCGGAACAGCAACAAAAAGUAUUCCGAAGAUCCGCUUGUCAUCAUAGAUCUAAUAGUCGACGUCACAUUCAUCAUAGACAUACUGAUAAACUUUCGUACGACAUACGUAAGCGGUGCGGAUGAAGUGGUGUCGAUCCGGGUCGUAUAGCGGUCCACUAUCUCAAAGGUUGGUUCGUGAUCGAUCUAGUGGCAGCUGUGCCAUUCGAUCUUCUUUUGUUCGGCGAGAAUUCCGACGAGUUGGGCCUGGAUAAAGACGAGACAACAACUUUAAUGGGUUUACUAAAAACUGCAAGGUUACUGAGGCUUGUAAGAGUUGCAAGGAAAAUAGACAGAUAUUCCGAAUAUGGCGCCGCAGUUUUACUAUUAUUAAUGGCUACUUUUGCCCUCAUAGCCCAUUGGUUGGCCUGUAUAUGGUACGCGAUUGGUAACGCGGAAAGAUCCAUUUACCGGCCCGCAUUGGCUGGCUGGACAGUCUGGCCAACGAUACCGAGGAAUAUUACGGUCCCAACAAAACCGGCGGGCCCAGUAUACGAAGUAGAUACGUGACGGCGUUGUAUUUUACGUUUACGUCCCUGACGAGCGUGGGUUUCGGUAACGUGGCCCCCAACACUGAGUCUGAAAAGAUUUUCACAAUCUUCGUGAUGUUCGGUCGGAUCUUUGAUGUACGCGAGCAUAUUCGGAAACGUCUCCGCCAUAAUACAGCGAUUUAUACUCCGGCACGGCGAGAUAUCAUACGCAGAUGUUGAGGGUCAGGGAGUUUAUACGCUUCCAUCAAAUCCCGAAUCCUUUGCGGCAAAGAUUAGAGGAGUAUUUCCAGCACGCGUGGACUUACACCAACGGAAUCGAUAUGAACUCGGUUUUGAAAGGGUUCCCGAAUGUUUGCAGGCCGACAUCUGUUUGCAUUUGAACAGGAAUUUGCUACAAAACUGCAGCGUUUUUCGACGGGGCUUCCCCGGGCUGUCUCAGAGCGUUCUCUUUGAAGUUUAAAACUACGCACGCGCCACCUGGCGACACUCUUGUGCACCGCGGUGACGUCCUGACGAGUUUGUACUUCAUUUCCAGAGGUUCCAUCGAAAUUCUGAAGGAUGACUUGGUUGUUGCUUAUACUAGGUAAAUACGAUAUUUUCGGGGGAGAACCCUUGCCUUCACACCACCCUUGGGGGAAAUCGGCUUGCAAUGUGAGAGCGCUUACGUACUGCGACCUCCACAAAAUCCACAGGGACGACCUUCUGGAUGUCUUGGACUUGUACCCGGAAUUCUACAGUUAUUUCUUGAACAAUCUAGAAAAUAACCAUAGAUCUAAGAGAUUGACCAACAAGCCGGCGUUAUACCCAGGAGGCAUUACCAACAAAAAACCUUUGGGAAUAAAGAGGCCCGUUUCUUCAGGGGUGUGAGCAGGUGGUUCUAGGGGUAACUCGGUAAAUGGGCGUCAAGAAUCACAGUAUAGUGACGAAUCGGAAUCAGGGGCAUGGUAUAUUGGAGUUUACCACUGACAAAGCGGGUCAAGACGUGACCCCGAUGAACCUUGAAUUCGGCGAGGAAAAACGAAGAUCCUCGACCCUAAACUCCAUCACAGGAGUCUUAAACCAACUCAAAAGAAGUAUACCGGAUCUCAGGCUACACAAAAGUACCACUCAACAUCAACCGUUGAUAGACGUCAGUCUUCCACAGGGGCGUAUCAGGACCAAGCUGGGCACUCGCAGAACCAGCAACCAAACCCAUCUAAAUUCCGGACCUUUAUCCAGUAGCACCAGUUUACUACACAACAGUCCUAGCCCGCCAAACAACCCCGAUGUCCCCCAGGAGGACACUUUAGUGCCUCUGGACACCACCGGGGUCGGCACUUCGCCUGUGAACGCCCAAGUCCAAACUUUCGUACAUUCCUCGACCAACGACGCCGAUAAACAUGACGCUGAGUCGGUGUUACUUGGAGAAUAUCAACUCCAAGCUGGAUCUAGCUCACCAAGCGCGUUUUUUUCGCCUCGAAACGACCCUCGCGAACGACGUGAAAAGUAUUUUGACGUUGCUGCAAGCGCAGCAGAAUUCCAGCAGCGAGGUUUCCACGUUUAAAGCAAGAGUUGCCAGAGUAUGAAAAUAUAGCUACAGUAGAUUCUAGUAGAAGGUAGAUACACUUUCCAGCGAUCGGUCAGCGAACCGAAACCGAUUUCUUCGAAAUUGCAUCAUUUUCAACCUUUGCAUAGGUUCGCAUCUUUUAACAAAGCUUUCGAUUUCGACAGUAUCAGAGCGAUUCCGCUUGGUCAGAGGCCUUAUUACACAAAGGAAAACGACGUCAAGGAGGAGAAAACAGCCCCAAUCGCAAAACUAGAGUCUUUAGAUGAGUUAGACUUGGAAUCACCCGUAGGAAGUCCAAAAAAGCGAAAAAGUAGCUUUAGUACUUUGACAAAAUAAAUAAACAAAUAAAUAAGGGAGACGUUUUGUACUUAAUUUUGUGAUUGAUUGUUUGAAAAUGAUUGACAAAAAAUCGGGGUUUUAAAAAAAGCCCAGCUUUUUUAUAGACUGUUAUUAUUAUUAUAUUACAUAUUAAUUGUUAUAUAGGGAAAGCACGUUGAUAUUUAUUCGACAUUUUUUAUGGUAUUAACGUGUUUUCAAAAUAAGGUGAGG
Molecule: messenger RNA, 4407 nt
Organism: Brassicogethes aeneus
Lineage: Eukaryota; Metazoa; Arthropoda; Insecta; Coleoptera; Nitidulidae
Source: the annotation of a GenBank genome assembly